Molecule: messenger RNA, 1363 nt
Organism: Clupea harengus (Atlantic herring)
Lineage: Eukaryota; Metazoa; Chordata; Actinopteri; Clupeiformes; Clupeidae
Gene: abhd4
Product: abhydrolase domain containing 4, N-acyl phospholipase B
Biological process (GO): phosphatidic acid biosynthetic process; lipid homeostasis
Cellular component (GO): mitochondrion; lipid droplet
Molecular function (GO): phosphatidylcholine lysophospholipase A1 activity; lysophosphatidic acid acyltransferase activity
Source: RefSeq, a predicted model, not a curated record
AAAAUAGAGUGUUAUUGAAUCAGCUGUAAUUUCAACCGGUAAGGCGUAACAUGUCCUCUGUGUUGAAUGAAAUGUUGAAGUAGCGUCAUUGAUGCUUGUAGUAUAAUGUUAACGAAAUAUCACAUCUCCAUCGAACGCUGGUAUGCAAGACGAGACCGAAUUUGAUGUAGUUUUAGGCUCCCGCUGACUUAUAGACAGUCCAACUCCUACUUCAUUGAAGUCCCACUAAAGAGUGACUCGGAUACACGGUGGAUACCAACGGGAACUGGUCGUGGUGGCCGUCCUGGAGGCCAACAUCCAUGUCCCUUCUGAAGACUGCAGAGGCCAAGAUCCUUGCCUGUCUGCAUAAUGAUGUGUGGGCCCGCUUUGUGACCCUCCCUGAUCAGAACCGGAUAUGGACCCUCACCGUCACCAACAAAACAGUCCGCCGGGCCUCAGAACAAGCCUCUAAGACCCCUCUGGUAAUGGUGCAUGGCUUUGGUGGUGGGGUGGGCCUCUGGAUCCGUAACCUGGACUCGCUGAGCCGCUCACGACCCGUCCACGCCUUUGACUUGCUGGGGUUCAGCCGCAGCUCGCGGCCCCCUUUCCCCACGGACGCCGAGCUGGCCGAGGACCAGUCGGUCACCUCGAUUGAGCAGUGGAGGCAGACGGUGGGCCUGGAACGCAUGAUCCUGCUUGGGCACAGCCUAGGGGGAUACCUCGCCACGUCAUAUGCCAUACGCUACCCCGACAGAGUGUCCCACCUGAUCCUGGUGGACCCGUGGGGUUUCCCUGAGCGGCCACAGCCCGAGGCCAGUGACUCGGCAGGGCAGGGUCUGGAGGUGAAGAGGUCAGCACCGCCCCGCUGGGUCAAGGCCAUCGCAUCCCUGUUCAGCCUUUUCAACCCGCUGGCUGUCAUCAGAGCUGCAGGACCCUUGGGACCAGGCUUGGUUACGAGGUUUCGUCCUGACUUCAAACGGAAAUUUGAGGAUAUUUUUGAUGAUAACACUAUGACCGAAUACCUCUACCACUGUAACGCCCAGACCCCAAGUGGGGAGGUGGGCUUCAGGGCCAUGUCGGAGUCUCUGGGCUGGGCGAAGAGGCCUAUGAUGCAGCGGGUGCACCUGCUCCCGCCCGCGCUGCCUGUGACCAUGCUGUACGGAGCGCGCUCCUGGGUGGACAGCUCCUCUGGACACAGUGUGGCCCAGAUCAGAGGACAGAGCCCCACACGUGUCAUUGUGGUACCCAAUGCCUCUCAUCAUGUCUAUGCUGACCAGUAUGAAGUCUUCAAUAAUGAAGUGCAGAAACUCUGUGAUACUGUGGACUGAAUAUGUAGUGUGUGUGUCUGUGUCUGUGUGCGUGUGUCUGUGUCUGUGUUUGCCAG